Panicum hallii is the source of this 1406-nucleotide messenger RNA. Its product is annotated as protein Dr1 homolog. Gene Ontology annotation, molecular function: protein heterodimerization activity. The transcript has 5 exons. The record is from RefSeq and is a predicted model, not a curated record. Bases 192 to 1073 code for a protein of 293 amino acids. Lineage: Eukaryota; Viridiplantae; Streptophyta; Magnoliopsida; Poales; Poaceae.
CAGUUUUUCCCUUUCUAUUCGUCUCCGGUCUCCACCCCCUCCUCCCCCGUCCUCGCCUCGCCCCCACCUCGCCGCGCGCCCUAACCCUAGCUCCCCGAUUCCACGCUGCUCCAGCCGAGCUCGCUCGCGGGGCGCCCUGGUUGGCCUCCGCGCCCUUCUAAUCUCGCGCGGAUUCGGCGCCGCGCCUGGAGAUGGACCCGAUGGACAUCGUGGGCAAGUCCAAGGAGGACGUCUCCCUCCCCAAAUCAACAAUGUUUAAGAUAAUUAAAGAGAUGCUUCCUCCUGAUGUUCGAGUGGCAAGAGAUGCACAGGAUCUUCUUGUUGAGUGCUGUGUAGAGUUCAUCAAUCUCCUGUCUUCUGAAUCCAAUGAAGUAUGCAGCCGAGAAGAGAAGAAAACAAUUGCUCCUGAGCAUGUUCUCAAGGCCCUAAGUGAUCUUGGCUUCAGAGAGUACAUUGAUGAGGUUUAUGCUGCAUAUGAACAACACAAACUUGAUACUCUGGACUCACCAAAAGCUAGCAAGUUCACUGGGAUUGAGAUGACAGAGGAAGAAGCUGUUGCUGAGCAACAAAGGAUGUUUGCUGAGGCCCGUGCAAGGAUGAAUAAUGGAGCCCCCAAGCCAAAGGAGCCAGAACAAGAGCAGCAGCAGCAACAACCACAUCCUCAGCUUCAGUUGCAUACUCCACCACAGCAACCCAUGCAGCCUCAACUGCAGCUGCAUUCGCCAACACAGCAGUCCCUCCAACCUCAACUGCAGCUGCAUCCUCAGCCGCCGCAGCACCCACAAGCGCAGCUGCAUUCUCAGUCGCAGCAACCCCAAGUGCAACCGCAGCAGCCACCACAAGUGCAGCUGCACCCUCAGCUGCAGCAAACCCCACAGCCGCAGCAACCCCCACAAGCGCCGCUCCACCCACAGCCGCAGCAAACACCACAAGCGCCGCUGCAUCCAUCACCAGAGCAACCCGAACCUCAGGUGCAUCUGCAAUCACAUGAGCUCCCACAAGCGCAGCUGCAACCCCAGCUGCAAGCUCAGCCACAGCCACAGGCGCAAACUGAACAUGGUGGGGACAGUUAGAGAGUCAGUGUUGUGUAGCCUCAGUAUAAGUCAAAAACCUGGUGCUUUUGCUGGCAUUUACUAGGAGCCUGUAUGCCUGCUUGUGACUUGUUAGAUCCUGAUUUAGGUUUCCGUGCUUCAUGUACAAUGUAAAUCCAGUGUGAUUGCAGUUGCCUUGUUGCUAAUAAACCGAAGCCGUUAGUUACUGAUGAUGAGGCCCCGAAUACCGAAUCCCUGACUAUGCCUGUAGGCUCUAGUCUCAUGGCAAGUUCCGCCGUGCUGAAAGAUAUUCUGUUAUCAUUGUAAUAGCCUAACUUGACAUUUGUCCAUGGUGAUAGUGACUGAUUUGGAUGA